This is a messenger RNA of Heterotrigona itama, 3197 nucleotides long. The record is from the annotation of a GenBank genome assembly. NCBI's taxonomy places the organism in Eukaryota, Metazoa, Arthropoda, Insecta, Hymenoptera, Apidae.
GCGUUCUCAAACUUUUAAAAUGUGUAUGUUGCAUAUUAUAUAAUUUUUUUUCUUUGCAAAAAUAUAAAAUUAGUUUUACGUCUUUAACUACGGAAAUUUUAUGUAUAAUUUUACAGAAUAACGUUCCAACUUUAAAUUUUAUUUAAAUAAAGUUUAAUCUAAAUUUUAAAUUAUUUAAGAAAAAUUUGCAUUUGCACGUUUUGAAAAGUGAUUUAAACACAUAAUGUUUAACACGAAAUGACUAAAUACUCGAUAAAUUUUAAAAAUAUUAACUAUAAACUUUAAUAAUCGAAGUUAGUGAUACAUAACGAUCAAAUGACUUUUUCAGGAUAAGUAUAUUAAUUAGACCAAGUGAAAUCGUAUGAUCUAUAUUGUGAUCUGUUUGUAUUAUGGACAUAUUUGUACAUAUUUGUACGUAUUAUGGAAAUGAAAUGAUCACGAUGCCAUUAUAUCCAUAUUUCGUUUCUUUUUUUUCUAUAUUUUAUGCUCAACAAAUUAAUGAGCUUCUAUUUUCAACCAAUUUUUUCCUUUAGUUUACUUGCACUAGAUGAUUUUCCUUUACUUUACUUGCACUAGAUAAGCAAACAAGACUUUUAUUUUCUUAUCUUCUUAUCUUUUUAUCUUCUUAUCUUGUUUGAUUGUGCUUAUCAAAAAAACUUUUUUCUUUGAAUAUUUUCUCUUUGUUGGAUUUUUUUUCUCUUUCUUUAAAAAUUUCAAUAUAGCAGAUACAGAUAAAUUUCAGUAUAAAUCUAGAUUUCAUAUAUAACAGGUUUUUUUUAUCUUUGUUUCAACUUUAUUGAAGUACAUUUUCAUCUCGAACAGAAUUCUGUCAUGACUUAGAAUUGUAAAACUUAUUAAUCGACUUAAUAAUAUAAAUUUUAAGGCUGAACUGAAAGCAUUAAAUGAUAAGUACAGUUUUUCUUACUCUAUAUAACAAUAUUGCAAAGUAACAUUUAAUAAAGCUUUUGAGAUUCAACUUGAGAUUCAAAGUAUGUUCUUGGCUACAUAAUUUUAAUUUAUGAUCCAUUAGAGUGCAGCGUUAGCUGAUCGUAGCUAGCUAGGACAAUUUCUAGCUAGCUAUCAAGGUCAAGAAAAGUAAAAUUCUUCUAGGAGAACCCGAGUGUUCUUUUUUUUUCUGUUGAGUAUUUCAUUGAAUACUUACAUAUAUACAGCAAUAUGUACCUGACAGAAGGUUAAAAUAAACAUGAUGCCCCUCUACAAACAUAGUUCCAAGAAUUGGUGGGGAUAGUGACCGUCAGCUAACACGGCAAAGUCCCAGUCAGCUAAUGCGGCACUAUUGUAUACAUUAUCGUUUGAACCAACUAUGUAAUGCACCUGUAACAGAUUUAGACGGAGUGGAUACAAAGUGAAGAAAAUAUUGUGCUUUGAUGCAGGCAUACGAACAUACUGAUGCUCAAGUGAUAACAAGAAUAGAAUUUGUCGAACUUUUGAUCAGUGUAAUUGAAGACAACUUAUUCAAAGUACAUGAUGUCAUCCUCUUCUGGUGCUAACAUAAGCAUAGCGGAUCGGUUAGAAAUUUUAACAAAGUUAGAAGAUGGUAUGACAGUGAGUGGCAUCGCCUGUGAAUACGGGCUGAGCAAAAGGACUAUACGACGAUACCGGCAGAAUUCAAAAGAAAUUCGCAACUUCGCGGCAAAUCCAAAGCAUCGGGAGAUGAAGAGGCAACGGAAAUCAACAUACACAGAUAUGGAGACGAAAUUGUACAAUUGGUUUCUGCAAAGGAAGUUAUUAGGAGAUUGUUUAACAGAUAAUAUCUUAAUUAAAAAGGCCAAAGAAAUGGAGACAGAGUUUGCUGGUACGUCGAAUUUCAAAGGGAGCCGGGGCUGGCUCUGGAACUGGAAGAAGAAGUACGAUAUUGAUAAGAAAACGACGAAUCCAAACGAAAUCGCCGCGAAUAAUUUUAUACGUGAAUUUUUGCAAACGUUAGUAAAGGAAAAUAUAGACGAAGAAGAUGUGUAUAAUAUAGACGAGACUAGUUUACUUUGGAGGGCACUUCCGUGGAAAACUUUAGCCCACGAAGAAAAAUGUUUGAUUAUAAAAGGAGAAAACGGAAAGACAGACAUAGUGACUGUCGCAUUUUGCGCAAAUACCAGUGGUACACAUAAAUUGCCAUUACUCUUUGUAAAUAAAUUCGCUAAUCCUCGAGCAUUAAAACAUUGCAGGGAUACACUACCGGUGGUAUAUAAAAGUCACCCUAAUGCUUGGAUUAACGAAGAUAUAUUUCGAGAAUGGUACAAUAAUCAUUUUAAGCAAUGUGUAAAAGAGCGCCAGUUACAGGAACAACGUGAAGGAAAAGUAAUAUUACUCGUUGAUAAUUUCAAGGCCCAUAAACUUGAAAAAGACGAACUGGACGAUGGGCAUUUCGUAUUAAUGUUUUUACCACCGAAUACUUCUUCGAUGAUUCAACCUAUGGAUCGAGGUGUAAUUGCCGAAUGUAAAAAACUAUUUAGGCAUAAACUGUUUCAUCAAGUACUUCAAGUACUGCAAUAUGAUGACGGUCUUACACAAUUUUAUGCUGAUUACGAUAUUAAAGAUUGUAUCAACUUUAUUAGUGAAGCAUGGGAUGAUGUUACAUUGCAAACUAUACAUAACUCAUGGGCGAAAAUUCUUAACCGUCAGGUUGAACUUGAUGAUGUUAGAACAGAGAAUCCCAUAGUCUCUGAAGAGAAGAAUGGGGAACAAUCGUUCAAUGUAAUGUCUGCCAAAGAAAUAACAGAAUGGAUUUCCAGAUGCGAACAAGUUGAAAUAAUUCUCGAAGAAACAUCAAUUGACGGAGAAAAUAAGUCACCAUCUUCCCCUCCCAUAGAGGGCGAAGAAAUAGAUCGUUUGCUGUAUAAUUUAAAAACAUUGAGUAAAAUCGAGCCAGAAAUUGAGGCCGACGCAAAACGAAUAAUAGAUUAUUUUAAUAAAACUGAAGAAAGAUAAUAUUGUUUGUAGAUGUUGUUACCAUUAUUUUUACAGAAGUACUGUAUCAUUUAAAUCAUAUAUAAUAUACGCCAUAUCGUCAAGAUUAUUUCUAUACAACUACUGUUAUAUACCCUUAUUCAUAGUUUGCAAGUUUCUAUAUUUUCUUUUAUUACGAUAAUUAAAUAUUUAAUAUUCAAGUAUGUGUUAUAUUGUAAUAUAAUAUUCCAGUAUUUGAAAUAACAAAAGAUAUAAAUUAUCGCUUAUUCGUU